Molecule: messenger RNA, 918 nt
Organism: Aspergillus niger
Lineage: Eukaryota; Fungi; Ascomycota; Eurotiomycetes; Eurotiales; Aspergillaceae
Exons: 5
Coding region: 1-918 (305 amino acids)
Source: RefSeq, a predicted model, not a curated record
AUGGGCAGAACAUACACACGCCCCGAAUUCCUCCUUCUGAUCUUCUUGGCGGGCGCCGUGAAACUUGACGGAGCCAAGGUCAUCCUUAACAUUUUGUCUACUGCUGUUCUAUCCAACAAUUAUUGGAUGGAUAUUGAUCAGAAACAUUCCGGUACAGGCAUUUCGAUGGCUGAAAGGGAAAGCCAGUUCCUUGUGCUCGGAUUUGCCUGCAAGGAACAGGCCAGCCAGGAGCAUGAUGAACAGGCGCGAAAUGCUUGGUGUAAACGUGUCGUUCUCAUCGUGACAGUAAAGUCGGGUAGGUCCUACAAGGCAAUCAAGGACGCCCUAGGAAUUGAUAACGACUCUCCUGUCUUUACUCGGGCCUGCAGCCAGACUGAGUCACUUCCACCACCACCCUCGUUCAUGCGCCAUUUUGCCGUUUUCUUAGUACCACAGGCGAUAUGGGUAGAUGAGACAAUGAAUCUGUUGCAGAAAUUCGAACACGGAUCGUACUUCGAGCUCGUCGGCCCCGAUAUGACUGACAAGGAAGGUGGUGGUGUCUGCUGGAGAGAGGAAAAGGUCCGAAGCAUAGAUGGGAUCGAAGAGGUCGGGUUGGUCACUUACGAUAACGAAGCAAUAAUUGAGUCAUACCCUGACCACAAGCAGCUCCUGCGACGACUGCUGCUAUUUAUCUGUGACUCUCGCUUAUGGGCUCUCAAGUACGCUAUCAACAAAUCGCACGGCAGAAUGUUUACGACGGGUUGGGCUGGUGCCAUGAUCUCAGGGUUGGGCGUUUUCGGAUCUGCUCUCUUGAAAGCUAGCAGGCUGCAACAAGACACAUCAACGUUAGUACUCUCCUUCAUGCAAUGGAAACACCUCGCAAGUGUAUCAGCGAGCCAGUCUCCAAAACCAGGUUAUGAGAAGCCGCUCUAUGGAUGA